Messenger RNA from Galeopterus variegatus (Sunda flying lemur), 1208 nucleotides. RefSeq names its product dual specificity phosphatase 19 (gene DUSP19). Gene Ontology annotation, molecular function: JUN kinase phosphatase activity. The coding region runs from base 372 to 1016 and encodes 214 amino acids. Gene Ontology annotation, cellular component: cytoplasm. Gene Ontology annotation, biological process: protein dephosphorylation; regulation of MAP kinase activity. Lineage: Eukaryota; Metazoa; Chordata; Mammalia; Dermoptera; Cynocephalidae. The transcript has 4 exons. The record is from RefSeq and is a predicted model, not a curated record.
UCCAAUUAAGUCUUUUGUUUUACCAUUCUGCGUGUGUAAUAAAGGUAGAUUAAAACAGCAACAAUAAGAGAACUCCCCAGGGGAUCCUCUGAGCAUGCAGGGAAAACGCAAGUUUCCGACCUACAGGAAGGAGAAACAGCAUCCAAUCGGUGCACGUUUCUCAAUGGCCAAUCAAACCUCGCCUUACAUUGUAGCGCUGGGAAAGAGGGAGCCGGACCUGUCUGUCUUCCGGGUGCGGCUGCUACGGUCACCUGGAGGGGCGAGCACCCCGGAGGCUGUCUUUGUUACCUGAGCAAUAAGGGCGAAGCAGUUCAACCUCUCUCUGUGCUUGCUGGAUUUGCUUGUAUUUGUUCCCAGCCACUGCUCAUGUAAUGCACUCCCUUAACCAGGAAAUUAAAGCAUUCUCCCGGAAUAAUCUCAGGAAGCAAUGCACCAGGGUGACAACGCUAACUGGAAAGAAAAUUAUAGAAACAUGGAAAGAUGCCAGAACUCAUGUUGUGGAAGAAGUAGAGCCGAGCAGUGGGGGUGGUUGUGGUUAUGUGCAGGACCUUAACUCGGACCUGCAAGUUGGCGUUAUUAAGCCAUGGUUACUCCUGGGCUCACAAGAUGCUGCUCAUGAUCUGGAUACACUGAGAAAACACAAGGUGACUCAUAUUCUUAAUGUUGCAUAUGGAGUUGAAAAUGCAUUCCUCAGUGACUUUACGUAUAAGAGCAUUUCUAUACUGGAUCUGCCUGAAACCAAUAUCGUGUCUUAUUUUCCAGAAUGUUUUGAAUUUAUUGAACAAGCGAAAAUGAAGGAUGGAGUAGUUCUUGUUCAUUGUAAUGCAGGAGUUUCCAGGGCUGCUGCAAUUGUAAUAGGCUUCCUGAUGAAUUCUGAAGAAACUUCGUUUACCAGUGCCUUUUCUUUGGUGAAAAAUGCAAGGCCUUCCAUAUGUCCAAAUUCUGGCUUCAUGAAGCAGCUUCGUACAUAUCAAGAGAGCAAAGAAAGCAAUAAGUGUGACAGAUACAGGAAUUAGAAAGGGACAACAGUUCAUGAGUUGCAUUCUAUCAGAUGAUGGAUAACUAAUCUCUGAAUUAGCCUCUAUAGCCAUCUUUUCCCUUUUUGGAUCGUAGACUAGCAAAAACUUCCUUUUCUUGUGCCUUUUCCAAGUGGAAACAGGUCAAUUUGGUUGAUCUGAGCUAGCAUAUAAAUAAAUUUUUAAAUUAUA